AUGAAGUUCGGACACGAAUACUCGACCGCGCUCGCCAACGAAGGCUUUCCGCCAGAAUGGGUGGAAAAGGCGAUUGAAUACAAACAUCUCAAGAAAUGCAUCAAAAAGAUACACAACGAAUUGGAGGAUCUCGGACUGGACAAGCAGACCCUGACGGUUUUGGGAGAUUUGAUUGCACAGCCGCGGGAGGAGGAUCAAGAUGCAAAGGCUGGUAAGGAUGAGUUCUAUUGCGCUGUGAAACCGGUGUUGGAUGCGAUUCCGGAGGAGUUUACACCCCAGUUGAGGAUUCUCGUCGAUCGGAAGACGGGCACGCCAUUGGACGCGAGGCUGGCACCGGAGACGAGAAAGUCGUUGAGGAAGUUGGCCAGGCAUGAGAUUGUCGUUGCGGGCAGGAAGGAUCGUCUGGGAGGCGGGAACUUGGUUUAUGCGACACAUUCCGUAGCCCCGCCGGAGCACAAAGACGUGGAGGAGAAUGAGGAUUCGAGAUGGGUGUCAGUACCACUCGCGUCUGCCACCGACUUCUUCCUACUCCUGGAGCCCAAACUGCAGGAAUUGGAGAGGCUGCGAGAUGCCGAAACGCAUAACCUGGAAGAGGCUAUUCUCGAUCUGGGAGACGCCGUGGAGAAUGUCAUUCAACCUGUUCGAGAUGGAUACGAGACGCACCGACGAGUCAGCUACCGAGAUCUCUACUUCUGGCGAGAGAUGUUCCGUCUUUACCUGGAGAAACCGAUCUUUUACAGCGACACGGAGAACAAGCGAGGUGCUGUCGCCUUUUCGGAAGCGAAACGCAAUCUGGAAGAAUACGAUCAACAACUGCGAACCACAGGUCUUCUCGACAAGAUGAGGACUCCACAAGCCAAACUUGCCUCCAAACAGUUCCUCGACUUGAAUGUCAGGAUUCUCAGCAUCAUGCAUUUCCAAGAAAUGAACGCUCGCGCCAUGACCAAGAUCCUCAAAAAGUUCAACAAGCGCACACACCUCCAAGGCCAACAAUUUAUCAAAAGUUUACGAGGCUCUCCCAACCUACUCACUCUGGCUGUUAGAAACAAACCUUCCGAAGCGGGGAUCUUUGCCGACGCCAUCGCCCGUGACUUGUACGCCGAAAUUGGCAGUAAAGUUCUCGCCAUCGUUCCGCAACUGGAUGAUUGGAUCUGUCCAGUCUGUUAUGGCAUGGCCUGGCUUCCCGUGAAACUUGGAUGUUGUCGCGCCGUCUUUUGCAUAAGAUGCAUCAUCCGUCUCCAGAAUGACGGCGUGAAGAAAUGUCCAAUGUGCAAUUCUGAAACUGUUGUCAACGCUGACGGACGUAACUUGGACUUGAAGACAGAGCAAUUUUUGAAAAAGUUCUUUCCCAUGGAAGUCAAAAAGAGACAAAAGGAGAAUGAACGGGCGGCGCUUGAGAGAGAGUACGGGGAGGAGUUCACGAGGAAGGCGUGUGUUGUUAUGUAG
Ramularia collo-cygni is the source of this 1446-nucleotide messenger RNA. RefSeq lists its product as uncharacterized. Lineage: Eukaryota; Fungi; Ascomycota; Dothideomycetes; Mycosphaerellales; Mycosphaerellaceae. The record is from RefSeq and is a predicted model, not a curated record. The transcript has a single exon. The coding region runs from base 1 to 1446 and encodes 481 amino acids.